AUGAAAACGAGGAACCCGAUUGUGGUGCAGCGCAAGAACGGCCCGCCGCGGUUUCUGCACGUGAACUUCAACCAGGACCAGGAGUGCUUCAGCUGCGCGACGGAAAAGGGGUUCGAGAUAUACAACACGGACCCCAUCCAGUGCAGCGUGAAGCGGCGGUUCUCGCACAAUGGGAUGUCGGGCAUCGGCUACACGCGGAUGCUGUACCGGACAAACUACAUCGGGCUGGUGGGCGGGGGCGCGAGCCCGCGGUUCUCAACGAACAAGAUAGCGAUCUGGGACGACAUCCAGCAGCGGGACUCGGUGUCGAUUCGGUUCAACUCGCCGGUGCACGAGCUGUUUCUGUCGCGGCAGUACAUCGUGGUGGUGCUGGCGCAGAGCAUCGACGUGUACACGUUCAGUGGGAGCCCCUCGCGGGUGUGCCCGGUGAUCAGCAACAUCCACAAUGGGAUUGCGGACUUCGUGACGUGCAGCAAGAUGCGGCGCGCGAGCGGCCCGCAGGACGUGGAGCAUGCGCUGUCGCAGAAGCAUGUGAUUGCGGGGAUCCUGGCGUACCCGUCGGGGAUCCGCCCGGGCCAGAUCCACAUCGCGGACCUGUCAAACAUCCAGACGCCGAGCGUGGCGGACGCGUCGGCGACCCACCUGCCGACUUCCAUCAUCAAGGCGCACAAGAACCCGAUUCACCUGGUCAAGCUGAGCCCGCAGGGGACGAUGGUGGCGACGUGCUCUGUGGAGGGGACGCUGAUCCGCGUGUUCAGCAUCGCGAGCGGCUCGCUGAUCCACGAGUUCCGGCGCGGGCUGGACCGGGCACUCAUCUAUGACAUGCAGUGGAACGGGAAGGGCGACAAGCUGGCGGUCGUGAGCGACAAGUUCACGCUGCACAUCUUCCAGAUCAACGAGGACCUGGACAAGCGGCACUUACUGAAAGGCUGGUUUCCUAAAGUUAAAUAUCUACAGGGCGUGUGGAGCAUGUGCUCCACGAAGCUGGAUCGCAGCCUGCUGACGCAUGACGAGGACACGUGCAAGGUCGGCUGGAUCGGGGACGAGGCGCUCAGCUUGCUGUGGCAGAAGAGCGGCAUGUGGGAGAAGUACGUGAUCAUGGAAAAGCUGCGCGAGUACAAGGUCGACGAGACGCUGCACUCCGGCGCGCCGGACGGCAGGCGCCAGCUCUACGACCUGGUGCGCGAGAGCUGGCGCCAGCUAUAG
Eremothecium gossypii ATCC 10895 is the source of this 1206-nucleotide messenger RNA. It is a transcript of the gene HSV2, whose product is annotated as phosphatidylinositol-3,5-bisphosphate binding protein HSV2. Gene Ontology annotation, molecular function: protein binding; phosphatidylinositol-3-phosphate binding; phosphatidylinositol-3,5-bisphosphate binding. NCBI's taxonomy places the organism in Eukaryota, Fungi, Ascomycota, Saccharomycetes, Saccharomycetales, Saccharomycetaceae. The transcript has a single exon. Gene Ontology annotation, biological process: autophagy of mitochondrion; nucleophagy; protein localization to phagophore assembly site. Gene Ontology annotation, cellular component: cytosol; phagophore assembly site membrane; extrinsic component of membrane. The coding region runs from base 1 to 1206 and encodes 401 amino acids. The record is from RefSeq and is marked provisional.